UACUGAAAAUAAUAAGUAUUAUUAUUAUAAGAACAAGACAAAGGGGAGGGUCCCCUCUGUUCUUUUUUUAAUACUUGUAAUAAUUGUUGUUAUCAUAUUUUUGUGUACAUACACAUUGGUUCAUCCAUCAAUUUGAUGUUUGCUCAUGUUGUCACGCAUCCAAGAUUUUCAAGAUAGUCAAUCAUUCAAAAUUCAAGCAUUGAUCUUCUUUUGAUUUAUUACCUUUUCAGGUAGGUGUCACGGCGGCUCCUGCUCCAUAGGCGCGUGGGCUGGCGGCGGUGGCGAUGGAACGUAGGGAUGCAUGGUGCGUUAAUGAAGCUAUAUCUGAGGGUGCGUGAUUACAGGGAUGCGUUGCGAUGAUUACAGGAAUGCAUUGGGUGAUUAUGGAAGGGUAAUUCCAUUCAGAUACUAUUUUCUUGGCCUUGCGUGAUUACAGGUGAUGCGGUUGCGCACGCGGAGCGUGAAGUUUCCUCUGCGGUGGCCUGAUGGAGUAUGUUCAGUCAAUCAAAAUUACUAAGUACUCCAUCAGAGAAUGGAUUAGCUUAAAGCUGGCCGUUAGAUUAAAUUUUGUGGUUCUAAUCAUGCGGUGAUAAUGGACCCGUGUACAUCUUAUGAGGUGUGUUUAGAGAAAAUCAUGUUUGCUUUUUUAUUAGUACUAGUAGAGAGUAAUGUUUUAUGUUUCAGCCUUCGUGCUUUUAAACUUGUGGCUCGUUGAUAUACCAUUUGGUAUGUUGGUCUGUUUGUUGUGAACUUCGUUAGAUGCUUUUUUGUGGCUUUAUAAAUUUAUAAAGCCGGACGCAAAAAUGAAAGAAUCCUGACCUCUCUAGAAACGUCCUCCCGUUUCCGCGUUCCUCCAGAAGGAGCAGAAGGAAGCGAUCCGUCAGACCAGCGCUUUUCCAGAUCGAACCGAGUCAGACCCAUCAGAACUGAGAACCGCGGCAACAAGGGAUCUCGCGAGGGCAAAAAUUCAGCAGCAACAAUCGUCAGCGAGGCCGAGGAAAGGCGCGGCGAUGUUCUUCUUCUUCGUGGGCGGCGUGGAGCAGGGCGCCGGGCGGGUGCUCAAGGAGGCGGCCGGGCGGUGCCUGCGCUGCGGCGGCGCGGCCGACCUGGUGGAGACCGAGAAGGUGCUCAAGCUCUUCUUCGUCCCGGCGUGGCGGUGGCCGGGCAAGGACCCCGCCUACCUCUGCCGCGGCUGCGGCCUACUCGCGCCGCGGUCCCUCGGCGGCGGGGAGCCGCUCCUCCCCCGCGCGGCGCAGUGCGGCGCGUGCAGCCGCGCCGUCGACCCGCAGUUCCGCUUCUGCCCCUUCUGCGGCUCCCCGCUGUGACGCGCGUUGCUCGCCUAGAGAGAGAACCAACACAGGUGACGAUACUCUUUUCUCUGUCCCUAGACAGUUUGUGCAGCAGAGUUAUAAGUUACCUUCUGGUUUCGCCAGAGUUGCACCGUGUGUGGAUGUAAAAUGUGGUGAAAUGGUUGUACUAAAUGUGGUCAAUAAAACUCGUCGUAUCCAUCACUGGGCACAAGCACGCUACUACAAAUCUCAUCUCAGAGCUCAAAUUG
Messenger RNA from Hordeum vulgare subsp. vulgare (domesticated barley), 1558 nucleotides. RefSeq lists its product as uncharacterized. The record is from RefSeq and is a predicted model, not a curated record. The transcript has a single exon. The coding region runs from base 1011 to 1325 and encodes 104 amino acids. Lineage: Eukaryota; Viridiplantae; Streptophyta; Magnoliopsida; Poales; Poaceae.